Mesoplodon densirostris (Blainville's beaked whale) is the source of this 1405-nucleotide messenger RNA. It is a transcript of the gene PARP11, whose product is annotated as poly(ADP-ribose) polymerase family member 11. The record is from RefSeq and is a predicted model, not a curated record. The transcript has 9 exons. Lineage: Eukaryota; Metazoa; Chordata; Mammalia; Artiodactyla; Ziphiidae. Bases 256 to 1251 code for a protein of 331 amino acids. Gene Ontology annotation, molecular function: NAD+ poly-ADP-ribosyltransferase activity.
UUCGACCGGAAGUCGGGAGGUUCGAGGGGGUUCGAAGACGCCGGCUUAUGACGGGGAACCUUUCGUGGAGGUUGCUUCUCCGUCCUUUCGCUCCCCGGGCCCUCGGGAAAAACCCAGCACCCCGGCCCCGCGGCCAGCCCCUUCCGCCAGGCUCUCUCCGCUAGAUUUCGCCACCGUUAUGUGGGAAGCGAAUCCGUGGACAGAAACUGAUGACCUGGAGCUUUUCCACUGCAAGUCUUUUGUCUCCCUCCGAAGAUGUUCCACAGAGCGGAAGAAUUCUUACCCAAGACUACAAACAGCGAGACGGAUGAGAUGGACACCUCGGACACGCAGUGGGGCUGGUUUUUCCUGGCCGAGUGUGGGAAGUGGCACAUGUUUCAGCCGGAUACCAACAUUCAGUGUUCAGUUAGCAGUGAAGAUAUCGAAAAAAGCUUCAAAACAAACCCUUGUGGCUCCAUUUCUUUUACUACUUCCAAAUUCAGCUACAAGAUAGACUUUGCAGAAAUGAAGCAGAUGAAUCUCACCACUGGAAAACAGCGCUUAAUAAAAAGAGCCCCUUUUUCUAUCAGUGCUUUCAGUUAUAUCUGUGAAAAUGAGGCCAUCCCCAUGCCACUCCACUGGGAGAAUGUGAAUACCGACCUGCCCUAUCAGCUCAUUCCUUUGCACAAUCAAACACACGAAUACAAUGAAGUUGCUAGUCUCUUUGGGAAAACAGUGGAUCGCAGCAGAAUUAAAAGAAUUCAGAGAAUUCAAAACCUAGACUUGUGGGAGUUCUUUUGCAGGAAAAAGGCUCAGCUCAAGAAAAAAAGAGGUGUGCCUCAGAUUAAUGAACAGAUGCUAUUUCAUGGCACCAGCAGUGAAUUCGUGGAAGCAAUUUGCAUUCAUAACUUUGAUUGGAGGAUCAAUGGUAUACACGGUGCUCUCUUUGGAAAAGGAACCUAUUUUGCUCGAGAUGCUGCUUAUGCCAGCCGCUUCUGCAAAGACGAGGUAAAGCAUGGAAACACAUUCCAGAUUCACGGCGUAACCCUGCAACAGCAGCAUCUGUUCAGAACGUACAAAUCUAUGUUUCUUGCCCGAGUGCUGAUUGGAGAUUACAUAAACGGAGACUCCAAAUACGUGCGCCCUCCUUCCAAAGACGGGAGCUACGUGAACUUGUAUGACAGCUGUGUGGAUGACACCUGGAACCCCAGGGUCUUCGUGGUGUUCGACGCCAACCAGAUCUACCCCGAGUACUUGAUAGACUUCCAUUGAGUUCAUUUCCAAGCUUCACUGUCGAAGAAGUUUUAUUCUUUUUGGCAGGGAGAUCGGCUUGCCAGUCACCUAGCUGCUCAAUGUUAAUUAUCUGAUACUUUUGAAGCAGAUAUGGAAGAAAGGGGCCUCCCUAUAAAAAGACAUACUAACUUUA